Trematosphaeria pertusa is the source of this 331-nucleotide messenger RNA. RefSeq lists its product as uncharacterized. The record is from RefSeq and is a predicted model, not a curated record. NCBI's taxonomy places the organism in Eukaryota, Fungi, Ascomycota, Dothideomycetes, Pleosporales, Trematosphaeriaceae. The coding region runs from base 38 to 253 and encodes 71 amino acids. The transcript has a single exon.
UCGUUAGUUCACGUACGAAACGUUGAUUCUUCGCGAUAUGCAGCUAAGGGCAUCGCGGAAUAUUACUGCUUUUCUAUUCCCGUUCAGAUUCCGCGCGCGAGGGGACCGACUUCACUCUCAUACCAACAUCCUCAAAGAGAGCACUCGCCGCAGCGGAGAUACGGCGAGCGUGUCUGCUGGCCUCGCGCCUCCACAACUCAGAUCCCCUUCUCAUGCCUAUCGUACAAGCAUGUUGUUGCUCGAAGCCACAUAGCUUCCAGAAGACCCCAAAGGAUCCACAAAGGGAACACCUUCGCCUCACACACAUUCCUUCAACGCAAAUUCCACUUUC